GAAAUGUAUAUAGUUCGUGUUACUUUAUGUAAAAUGUAGAAGUGAGAAACAGAAAACUUUCACAGGUGUUGUGUUGCAGGUAUCGACUGGCCUCAAUCAGCAUUACGACUCGAGUGUUGUAAAUACCAAGGCUUUAUGGAGAUGAAGGUACCUCUGCGCCUCUACACCUGGCAUCACCUGUGUGUCUCAGCUGACAUGACCAAAGACACCCAGUACAUGAUCUUCGACGGUGUGGUGCACGAGGCGUUAAUUCGUCGCCCAAGCGUCACACGUGAAAAGCUGACCAAGGUGAGAGGGGGUGGGAGGUUCCUGCUGGGACAAAACUACAACCCAGCAUCUGAUCUCCUCUUCAGUGAGGCCAUGCACGGUGACCUGGCAGACUUCAGGUUCUACGAUGUUGCUCUACCUACUGAACACCUGAGAGACUAUGUUGCAUGCAUGCCCAGAGGCGACUUGGUCUCCCCACUAUACUAUUUUGAUACCAACAUGACGAACCUGCAAUUAAGUGGUGAUAUUAAACUCGAUGAUAUAAGCCUGGACGACCUCUGCUCCUCGUCUCCAGAUCUGGUUAUGAUCUUGCCUGAGAAAAUUACCUUUGACCAAUCAGUGACCAUGUGCAGCUAUUUUACUGGGGGCGUCGCUGUCCCCACCGGUGAAGAGGAGAACGCUGCCAUAUAUGAUAAGUUUGAAGAUUUUAACAACUAUUGUGCAAACAGUUGGGGCACGACGUUCUGGUAUGGACUGAGGGCUAAUUUAUCAAGUGGAUGGUGGAUUAAAAUAUCAGACGGAAAACCUCUAACUUGGGACAAAUUUAUCGUGUCGUGGGCCAACCCAACAGAAGAGUACAGGUGCGUUAGUGCAGCUGCCAUUAACGUCAAGCACCUAUGGGCUGCAUCGCCGUGUGACAUCCGCCAGUGCCCAAUAUGCAACUUCACAACGACGCCCAAACUGCACUUACGUGGGCUCUGCAAGCUGUCGAAAUUUGACCGUUACUUCUCUCCGCAUGACUAUUACAGCUGGAAGCCAGUGUUUGAGGGUUUCUUCUUGAGCAGAAUUAUUUGGGAAAACGACACGUGGGUAAUCAAGAGCCGCCUGGAGAAGAAGGUGAAGGCGUUAAUGGCCAUUAAGAAGCUUGGAGACUACCCAUUCGGCCUCAACACCUGGGAGGUGCGAGAUGAUACUUGUGCUCAGAAACAGGUACAACUGCUGUUUACAUCAUGCGGUCGGGAUGACUUUACCUGUAGUGACGGUACUUGUAUCAACAAGACUAAGCGCUGUGACCAACAGGUGGACUGUCCUGAUAACACAGAUGAACUCAACUGUGAGGUCAUCACCUUCCCUGAAGGAUAUUCCCCAGAACUUGCUCCACCUGCAGUAAAUGCACCGCUCAUGACUCUUCAGGUUUCUCUCGAAAUUACAUCAAUCAGAAAUUUUGACUUAGUUGGAUUUAAUUUAGCGAUUGAUAUAAUUCAGAACAUCAAAUGGAAAGAUGCGAGGCUCAUCUUAAGGAAUCUUCGGCCAGGAGGUUUUAUCAACGUGGCUAAGUUGAACGAGAGGCUAUGGGAGCCGGAAAUCCUGGUGAGUGACGGAUCAAACAGCCCCACCGACAUACAUAUGAGGGGGGUGAAGUUAGUGGUGAAGCGGGACUCCGAGCCACUCCCAGACAACGACGUCCACUAUUCUGAAGACGAGCUGUACAGUGGCGCCGGGAACUGGGUGAUGUUGGUGCACCAGUACACAGUGACAGCCAUGUGUCAGUUCCAGCUCCAGGCCUACCCCUUCGACACCCAGAUGUGUUCUCUCAUGUUCUCCGUCCCUGACCAGUCUGUGGGCAACAUCCUCCUCCUACAGGAGGGGGUGUCGUUCUCGGGAGUAAGGAGACUAUUGGAGUACCAACUAGUUAACGAGACACUCGCCAUCUACGAUCAAGAGUCAUCCGCCCUGCAGUUACGUUUGGUGUUUAAGAACCAGUACGGUUAUUACAUCGGCAACGCUGUCAUCCCCAGCCUACUCAUGGCUUUCAUCUGUUACCUCACCUUCUACUUCGACAUGGAGGACUUCUCGGAUCGCAUCAUGGUGUCCCUGACCUCACUGCUUGUCUUAGCUUCUCUCUUCACCCAGACCAGCCAAUCCAUCCCUAAGACCGCUUACCUCAAACUUAUUGACAUCUGGUACGUCACCCUCAUCACCACAGACUUCUUCAUCAUAGUCAUUCUGGUUAUCAUCGAGAACCAGCGCAUGCGAGAAAAAACCCAAGGUGACUCUAUUACAGCUGGCUCGAGAAACUUAACGAAGGUAAUACCUGCAGAGUCCCGCACCCUCCCCACAGGAAGUAACGUGAUGAUUAAUACGUUUACUCCCCAGAAACAAAGGACGAGUACAGCCAAGAGACUCAACAGAGCGUCUCAGGUGAUGUUCCCGGUGGUGGCGAGUAUUGGGUGUUUCGGGUGGAUCUUCAACCACCUACAGGGUAUCUCGUCCUCCCACACUGAUUAAUUCUCAGUUAUUCAUGUGAGUGAGUUGUCUAGUAAGGAAUCUCAACUCUGUGUAUACUCAUGCCUAAUAUAUAAGCAGGGUGGUUUAGAUACAACCUACUGUAAUUGUAACAACAUAUGUAGAUAAAAACAAUAAACAGAUUAAACUAAAUUCAUAGGAAUACUGCAUUCACCUGGCAGUUCUGCCUUAACAUACAGCAGCCCCAUGUACUUUAGGCUAUGAAAGGAAUCGCAAUUCAUUGCCGCAGACGUCUAUGUUGGUGCUUUAUCUGUGCCGAAAUGAACCGCAACGGCGUUCCGGCACUUUUAUUUUUCAUGAGUAAAUUGUAAAUAUAAUCACAGAGCUAUCA
Homarus americanus (American lobster) is the source of this 2845-nucleotide messenger RNA. RefSeq lists its product as uncharacterized. Gene Ontology annotation, biological process: chemical synaptic transmission; signal transduction; monoatomic ion transmembrane transport. The coding region runs from base 136 to 2496 and encodes 786 amino acids. NCBI's taxonomy places the organism in Eukaryota, Metazoa, Arthropoda, Malacostraca, Decapoda, Nephropidae. The record is from RefSeq and is a predicted model, not a curated record. Gene Ontology annotation, cellular component: synapse; membrane; neuron projection. The transcript has 8 exons. Gene Ontology annotation, molecular function: protein binding; extracellular ligand-gated monoatomic ion channel activity; transmembrane signaling receptor activity.